Cimex lectularius (bed bug) is the source of this 1380-nucleotide messenger RNA. RefSeq lists its product as uncharacterized. The transcript has 5 exons. The record is from RefSeq and is a predicted model, not a curated record. Bases 64 to 1101 code for a protein of 345 amino acids. NCBI's taxonomy places the organism in Eukaryota, Metazoa, Arthropoda, Insecta, Hemiptera, Cimicidae.
GGGAAGUGUAGGGUCGAUUCCCACUGCGUUCUUCCUCGUCCCUGUGAAUGGCUCUCGUCUUUAAUGGACAACCAGGCGAUCCUCCACAAAUGUCGUCCCGGUACGGCCACCUUGUCCAAGCCGCAGAUACUCGAUCCUUCCUGGUCCAUGAACAUAGACAUGACGGAAAUCAGACUGGCCACGUUGGCCGAAGUCGAAUCUUUAAUAACGAAGCCGAGGAAAGGCCCUGUACAUAUCACAGAAGACACUUUUCUCAAAUACAAGAAACGUUUCUUCGAUGUCAACGAUAUGAAAAGACCUAAAAGGAAUAUCCCCGGACCGAUCAACAACGAACGUCCUAAAGUCAGCGCUAUGGAUAUUCUUGGUGAAGAGGUGACGAAUCAGGUCCCGACGCCGUGCCGUGCUUGCGCCAAAAACGACAAACCCGAGAGGUUCCAUUCACACCCGAAAGGAGGCCCUAGGUCGAAAACUUUGCCGAGGGAGAGGAAUCAAGCGAUCAGGAACGCCGUUUCAAAGCCGGUCGCGUUAAAGUACAAAAGCGGAAAAGCGCGAGAGCCGCUCAAAGCGCAAGAACAGCCCGGGGCGAAAAUCGUCCCCUCGCCUCGUCACAAACCAGCGCAGACUUUAGCCACACAGCUCAUUGUUCCUCCUGCCGUGACCAUCGAAGAACCCGCUGCCAAACAGGGACGACCUUCGCCCAAAAAGUCCGUCAAAACUUCCAUCAAGGUCUUAGAUGGAAAAGUUGCUGGUAAACUUGGAGGGCAAAAGACUCAGGUGGAUGUGCCAAUUCUCUCUGCUUACGAAGAGGGACAACACUUUUGUAAGAGGUGCGGUAAAACUUUCGGUACGGACGAAGAAAAAUUUAGAGCUCAUUUAGAAGGAUGCAUGAACGAAUGGGACGGCAUACCUGCCAGCUUAGAGGACGACCACAGCUUUUCAAGCGGAGGUUUGACGCAGGAGCUAGUUACCGAGGAGGAUAAAUAUCAUAUGUACAUUACACUUUUGAAACCUUGUCCUAUAUGCAAUAGGAAAUUUUUUCCUAACCGACUUGAGACUCAUGAAGCUGCCUGUCGAAAAAUCAAUAGGCAUUCCAGGAUUUGAAAUACAAUGCCGGUGCUGAUGGUGCGGAAAUGUACUCCAGUUUUAACAUGAACUCAAAUAUUAAUACUUUUUUCAAAAGUGAGUGAAUGAAAGUGAAUAAAGAGAAAAAAGUUAAUAUAAAAAUAAAACGAAACAAUGUAUAUUUUUUGGUGAUACAUUUCUAGAAGUGAGAUAUUUUUAGCAAAUCAUAUUAUGUGCUAGAGACUUUUUGUUGGUUUUAGUCUGCACUGAUAUUCGGUAUGUUACAAGGGAUAUAAACCUACGAAAUUGAACAAUUGC